GCGGUAACAUUGUUGUGGAACGACGUCACAGCUCGAAAAUGAAGGCGCAGAGGCAGCCAUUACUGGAGCUUCUCUAAUUAUUUUAUUCCAAAUAAAUACUCGUGGAAAACUCCCAUGGCAAGAGCUACAAGUCAGCUGGUGAGUGUUACAACUUAACCAUUGAUAACACUUCGAAGCCGGUGCUGAAAAUGUUCAGUGUGGCGGCUGUUUGACAACAAAUAGUUAGGUCGGGCCUUCAUGUGAAGAGCGGUGCUAGCCGCAAAAGACCGUUUAACGUUACGACUCACUAGCAACGUUAGCUCAACACCUAAUGUUCACUACGCUGCUAGGGUUGCUCAACAACUUGCUUGAUUUAUGGUACUAAGCUAAAGGGGUUAUUUUUGAAGGAGUUCCAUCAGUCAGUGUGUUUAUGGUGCUUUUUAUAGCAGGCUUUACCGUUUCCCCUUGGUCAGAAGCCUUAUCUGUUAGCUAAACAUGUUCGCGCUUUCGAGCUAUGCUCCUGCCUGCUAACAAGCUAACAUUAGCUUCACUGCGUCCCACCUUUGCUUUGAGGAAAAGUUUUUAAUGUUAAUGUUGAUCAGAUUGAUUGUCAACCAGCUCGCUAGCACUAUUCACACUAAUGUAAGCAAACUUGCUCUGGAUGAGAUCGAGAAAUGUUAGAUGGCAGCAGAUCAAGAUUUUGAAGUUACUUAUCGGUUACCUGGCUUGCUAGUGUUAGCUAAUUGACCGAGUGUUAGCGUUAAGUUUGUAACUCGCUGUCAGUGAUGGCCGGCUUUAUUUGACAAGGCAAAGGGAGCUAACGAUAGCUAGCUAGUUAGAGAGCGAAAAAAGUUCACCCAGGCCCGGUGUUAUCUGAGUACUCAUGGCCAGGUCGACGUUAACUUUGCUUAGCAUUUUCUACUACUCAUCAUGUGGUUGACCAGUCGUAAGGGAUCGGUUGAUAGGUUUACGACCCGAUUGGCAACCAUAAAAGUCAAGUCCGGAUCAGGCAGCUAAAUGGCCACACCUUGGUUUUGAAUGAGAAGGAGCUAGGCCAGCUGAACUUCACUAAGUUUUAAGGUAAACCCAAUUUAUGACACGUUAUAGAAUUGCUAGUCAGUUGAAGCAGUAACUUGGCUCGAGCACCAGGUGCGUGAAGGCUCAGCUGGUCGCUCUGUGUUUUCUUUGAGUUAACUUUAAUUACUUUGGGCAUUUCUCGCCUGCGUUUGUGUGCGUUAGCUGCCAUGUCAGUUCCAUCAUUAAUGAACAAAUUUGAUCUCUACCGCAUUUGAUAAGGAAGUUAAAACAGUGUCAUAUAAAAGGCCGAAACUCUGACACAGUAUUUCUUACUUUGAACUACUUUUAUUGGGUGCGACCACCAGGCACAGCUUGUACAGUGGCUUGUUGUAAGUUCUCUAUCAAUUCUAGACUUUGCACCUCAAGUGGUCUCACAAGAAAUUAAACCCUGAAGUAAAGAUAUCCUUCAAUAGAAUGGUUAUUAUAUUUCAAAGGUGGUAUAUAGUACAUUAUCUGGUAAUGAUCAGCACUUCAGGUAUGAAUAUUUUCUGUUAUGAAAACUGCAAACUUUGAAGUAGUUAGUUUUUAGUUUUCUGCUUCACCGGAAAAUUUAAUAACUUAUAUCAAAUAAAUCUUUCUAGGCAUUAUAAAUACCCUCAAUAGAUUUUCACUGUUAUCUUUCUCAUCUCAUCUUAUCAGGGUUGUUUUUGAAAAUACGAACUAUAGUCUUCAUAAUUGAACAAUCUGUUGUUCCUGUGAUAAUGUUAAAACAAUAUACACAGCUGAAAUGGAGGUUAAACAGCUAAAUACAAACUUUUUCAGUAAAUGUAUAGUUUUUAUGUACUGAUGUAUUGAAAGCAGUUUAAAUAGGUAUAGUUCUGAUCUGUUGUUUCUUUUGUUUAUAUUGUCAGACAUUUGUUGUUGAUCAAAGACACAAUAAAAAAGAUGAUUUUUUUUUUGUUUUCAGCCAGAGUUAAAAUGCACCAGAUUGGCUUUUUGAGCAUUUUAAAUAAUGGUGCAGUUCUCUGUGUUUCCCGUUAUAAAGUACUUUCAUGUACUUUUUGUAUUUUCAUUUCAAAUAAAGGCUGCAUGCUGAUGUUUACUUAUAUAUUCCCUCUCUUGUUUCAGUAUGAUGUUGUGCCCAUUCAGCCCAGCGUUGUCAUCUGUUCCUGCUCGCAUCCAUCAAUGGUAAGAAACCACCCUGACUCCUGCUCGCCACUUGCUAUCCCAGGCGCAAGCAGUAGCCACUGUCCCAGCAUGGAGGGAUCAGCUGGAGGUCCGAGCCAGGGCUCGGACCUCCGCACACAGACGGCAGUCCAGGCGCCUCAGCCACGCAAGAAGAAGCCAGAGGACUUCAAGUUUGGCAAGAUAUUGGGAGAGGGCUCCUUCUCCACGGUAUGUAGCCUGCAUUCCACUCAGCCUUUGAAUUAACUAGGUAGAUGUUGCUACAUGCUAGCAUUCUUUUGAUUAAUGUGCUUGAAUGAGUCAUCCUCAUCUCAUAUCAGAUGAAUCAACAAAACAAGCCCUAAGGUCUGGUAAGAGAACAGGUUGCCAUGUUAUGGUUUUUGUAUUUAUUUUUUAUCCUUAGGUUGUCCUGGCAAGAGAGCAGGUAACAGCAAAAGAAUAUGCAAGUAAGUAUUAAUACAUGUUUAAGGAACAAAAUGUCAUGUCUGUUUUUACUACUGUGUCCUACAGUGCUCUUUUCUGUCCCACAGUUAAGAUUUUAGAGAAGCGCCAUAUUAUGAAGGAGAACAAAGCCCAGUACGUGAAAAGAGAACGAGAUUUGAUGUCAAGUCUAGAUCACCCCUUCUUCGUCAAGCUGUACUUCACAUUUCAAGAUGAUGAGAAGUUGUGUAUCCUUUAACCAGUAAUCUUUGCUAAGGCAUGUUGUCACCUGCUGUUGCUCUUAUGUUUGGAAAACUAUUCCUGUUGUAAGGUUUUCUGAAAGAAUUGCUCUGUUGUCAUUUCAUUUUUCCUUAACUAGCCUUUUCUAGAUUUUGGUCUCAGCUACGCUAAGAAUGGCGAGCUCCUGAAAUACAUUCGCAAAAUAGGUUCAUUUGAUGAGACCUGUACUAGAUUCUACUCGGCUGAAAUAGUUUGUGCUCUAGAAUACUUACACAAUAAGGGGAUAAUACACAGGUAAGAUAUCAUGCAUAUUUUAUCCAUAGUGGCAUAAAUAUAACAUAAUGUAUAUAUGUACUCUUUUUGUACAAUCUUUCUUUCGUAUUUUAAACCCUUUUCAGUAUUUUCACAAGUUUCUUUUUAUUUCAGAGAUCUGAAACCAGAAAAUAUUCUUCUGAGUGAAGAGAUGCACAUCCAGAUAACAGAUUUUGGGACAGCAAAACAGUUAUCAUCAGACAGUAAACAAGGUAUUACCACAAUCCUAAUGUUACCUCUACUUCCACAUUGAGUAAAAGGACUAUUCCAGUGAUAUGACCUCGGCAUUCACUUCCUGAAAGCACAAUUAGGUUUUCCAUGCCAUCUUACAAUUCAUUUGCAUUUGCAGCAAGAGCAAACUCCUUUGUUGGGACAGCACAGUACGUGUCUCCAGAGCUGCUAACGGAGAAAUCAGCCUGCAAGAGGUAACCAGAUUUGGCCAUAAUGACGGCCUUACUCGCUGAUUGUUUUUUUUUCUAUGUUUAUCUAAAAGAAGUGGCAUCAUAUCUGAAAGUUUUUUUGGUUUUUUUUGUCUCCUUCUCUAUUUGAUGUUAAGCUCUGACCUCUGGGCUUUGGGAUGUAUUAUCUAUCAGCUGGUGGCUGGUUUACCACCGUUCAGAGCUGGGUAAGUACUGAUUGGUUUGUUACAGCUUAGCUGGUACCAAUUGAAUCAUGCUUCAAUAAUAGCUGAUCUUGAACUACUAUUUUCUCAAUUAAGUUUACUGCUGUGGGAUGUUUCAAGUGAAAUAUAAGUCCCAUUGACCUGGUUAUAUAAACCAAGUAAAGUAAUAUUUCCUUACCUCUUUAACUGUCAUUUUUUUGUUGUUGUUCUCUUUCUCUUGUGUUUCACCUGUUGCAGAAAUGAAUACCUAAUAUUCCAGAAGAUAAUAAAGCUGGAGUAUGAAUUCCCAGAGAAAUUCUUCCCCAAAGCCAUGGAUCUUGUUAGACAGCUUUUGGUAGGUCUUCAAGUACCAUGAUUCAUAUUUGAACUGUUACUGAAUGUUUCAGAUACAUGUAGGAACAAUAAUCUGGUGUUUGCACUUUGUGCUUUCCGCAUCCACUAUCUAUGGGGAUAUUUUCUAGAGAGCAACGAGACUAGUUUGUUUCAGUAUAAGUAUGUUACAUACUACAUCACAAGAGUCUCGCUUAAGUUAGGAAAAUAAGGAGAAGAGGACGAAGUACAUUGGCUGUUCAUUUACACUAUCUGCAUAGGAAGUGGUAGGUGUGAACUACCCCAAUGUUGUAGGUGUCAGUGUAUUAUAAACUGAUACGUGUUAAAAAGACAGAUAUUGAAAGGAGGACAAGGGGUAAACAAAGUUCUUAUUUCUGUGGACUUAUCGUGUGCUGUGGAGAAACAAAAGUGAAAAUGUCCUGAAAAGAUAUAAAGACUGCGAGGUAUGGCCAACAUCACCAGGCCAGGCCAUAUCAUUGUAGCAAUAAUUGUCAGUCACAAUACACAUAACGCAUGAUAUUUUCUUCUGCUCACCUCAUCCUUUUUUUACUCUCCUCAGUCACUGGACCCUUCCAAACGGAUUGGGUGUGAAGAGAUGGGAGGUUAUGACCCUUUGAGGCAGCACCCUUUCUUCGACACCAUCUCCUGGGGUGACUUACACACACAGACACCCCCAAAGCUCACCCCCUAUCUGCCAGCCAUGUCAGAGGAUGAUGAGGACUGCUACGGAAAUGUAAGACACUCUAUCAUGGUCUAGGUUGCUUUUUUUUUUUUUUUGCCGUUGCAUUUUCCAGAAGCCCUGAGCCAAACACAAAAAUAUUUGGGAAAAAUCAGACCUCUCUUAUUCUUUAUCCCAGUACGAUGACCUCCUGAGCCAGUUCAGCAACAUGCAGGUGGCCCAGUCCACAUCGUCACACUCCCUGUCGCCACAUGAAUCCACACCCCCACAGAGGUCCAGCAGUAAUAUUGAGCAGUACAUCCAUGACUUGGACAAUAACUCUUUUGAGCUGGACUUGCAGUUCACUGAAGAGGAGAAGCAGCUACUGCUGGACAAACAGACCACUGGAAACCCCUGGUAAACAUCCACCAUUUCCAUCUAAUGAUAUACGUAUGCCUGAGUGUUGCUCAGGGAUUAAACUACCAUGUCUUUCUCACAUCCUCAAAUUGCACUUUUAGUUAAACAUUAGUAUUUUUUUCUGCUUGAAAAAUUUGUUGGGGGAAAAAAUAGUGAGCUUAAUGUAAGAGGUGUCAUUAAUCAGCUGUUGCUUUUUUUUUACGCAGGCAUCAGUUUGUGGACAACAACUUGAUUCUAAAAAUGGGCCCAGUGGAUAAAAGAAAGGUGUGUGGGAUUUUCAUAAACCUAUAUUUUAGAUUUUGUAGUUUCUGUAUAUUUCUGACAUUUAGACAAUGAUGUGAUUCUUACAGAGUUUCUGACUGGCAGAGGUGUCAAGUUUGAGUCAUAAUACCAGUAAAACAAUGUCUUUUAAAGGUAGAGGGUAUGAGGCUUUUGGAGUGAAAGAAAAAGAGUCUCAGAACAUCAGGAUAAAUGUGUCAUGCUUAUGUUUGUGAUGAAGUCGACCUGUUGAUUUUGAAUCAACAGCAGUGAGCCAUUGUGGCAGUUUAUGUUGAUCCUGGUUGCAUCUACUUUACAGUGUAGUAUGACAUCAUCCCUCAGCCAAAGACACAGUAAAUUACAAAAUGUAAAUAAGGUGUGAUCCGGUUUUGUUUAGCGCUUCAUUUCCAUGAGUCCUUACACAAAGGCUGUUACCAGCUUUGAUGUAACCACCCUUUACAACUCGAAAGAUAAAUUUAAAUUUAGAAAAUUGGCUCUAGUAAAUAAGAGCUAGGGUUGUCACAAUAUUAGAAUUUCCAGUUCAAUACGAUACCAGAUGAAAAAAAGGGAUAUUCAUUAACUGUCUUAAUACCUCUGCAACAAAAGCUGUUUAGGUUUAUUUUUGAUUUCAAACCUGUGCAAAGGGAUGGAACAGAACAGACCACACUGUUUAUAGAAAUGAAAGGCAAAAUCUGUAAGAUUUGUCGUAAAGAAUAAUGUCUUAAAAUUAACGUGUUAAUAAUCUAUCAUGAUUAGUGUCAGCCAUAGUGCUGUAAAGCUCCCUGACUACACUCAGGUCCGAACUAAUGGAAAAUAUCAAAAGACCGGGUAAUAUCUCUCCACUGUCUGUUAUAGACAUAAACGCAACAUGUGUCCUUAUUAGAAGGACCUGAAACAUCAGUAGGCAGUGAGUUCGGGGAGUAUUGGCUGAUUUUAGCUGCAGACAGACUAAAUCCAGGACCUUCUUUCUCAUACAUGUGGAGGUAUGGGUGUAGUUAUAAUUUCUUUAGAGUGUAACCACCAUGUAAGAGUAGAAAAAAAGACUUCGCUUUUUAAUUUUUAUCAUGGGUUGACCUUUUCAUUUCGCUUAAUAUCCGUGUCGAACAGGGCCUACUGCUUGUGCUCUGCUUCAUUCAGGUUAAAAAAAUGAGUGCAGAUCUGUUUUCUAUUUGCGUAGGUAUUUUUCAAUAAUAUUGAACUUCAAAGUAUUGGGUAUUGUAUCAUUUGAAAGCUUGUGGUAUGGAAAAGUAUCCAAACUGUAGAGAGCCUUAGGGACUGGAGACACUUUUCUUAGUCCAUGCAGCUAAGAGUGAUCAGCUGUAGUGAAGGAAAGCAACAUCUCUCUCUCUCUCUCUCUCUCUCUCUCUCUCUCUCUCUCUCUCUCUCUCUCUCUCUCUCUCUCUCUCUCUCUCUCUCUCUCUCUCUCUCUCUCUCUCUCUCUCUCUCUCUCUCUCUCUCUCUCUCUCUCUCUCUCUCAAUUAGAAAUGAUUUUUUAAAUUUUCUUCAAAUCGAGUUUUCAAAAUUACAUUUCACAUUGACUACUUGCUAUAAUCGAUUAUUUUACUAUUAAGCAAUUGUCUUGUUUAUUUAAUACAUUUUUGCCUUAAGUUCUAUUACUAUGCAGUUUCCAUACUCAUUGAAAUAUUAAAGGGUUAGCUUGUUUUCUUAUCAGGCCUAAAUAGAUAUACUUUAAGUACAGUAGACUGGGUAAUCUACAUUACUUAUUCUUUAUUAUUAGACAAAAAUUCGCUCAGGAAUAUAAUAUCUGAAUGGCCCUUUAAUGAUGAAGUAGAUAGUGGAGAAAUAUGAAAAAUCAUUGUGUUUUCCCUCUACACCCUGGCCACCCCUAUCUAUGAUCCCUAAUUGUGCUAUCCCAUUCAAAAAGAAGCCUGGGCAUGCCCUUGCAUAGCAGCCCAGAGAAAACAGUGGGGCCUGAAUUCUGUUUGGCUGUUAAGUUUGCUCAAAAGCAGCAGGAAAGCACCUGCCCACUAGUUUUUGAAGAAUGAAAGGAAACAGGAGAACAUCAAUUUCUAUCUCAAAAAGAUGAUUAGUAAAAAGGUGACUCCACUAAUGGCAAGAGGAGAAGAACCAACAGUUAGCUUGAGUGCAAUAUGUGCAAGCGAAUCCACAACACACCAGCACAGGGCUGUUCAGCGUUAGUCUUCAACAAACUGAUCAGGAUGAAGUCUAAAGGGAAUACAUGUCACUAUGAGCAGCAGGAAGAACAUGAGGACUCUGCUGUUGAUGCUGGCUUUGCAGAUGGAAAUAAAACAUUGAAACAAAAAAUGAAUAUGUAAGUCUUUGUCUGUCACUAAUGUGAUAUAUGAUAAUAUGUGCGCAUUACAAAAAAAAAAAAACAGCAAAAUGUUUCGACAGCUCCUAGUCCUACCUGCUGACUGAGACGAUUCAACAGUUGUGGUUUUUGUAGUUUAAUUUUGAAAUGGGAGUAUUUCAUCAAUCUAAACUGUGUAAAUGAAGUCUUUUCCAAUUGUGCUCAUUCAGGCCUCUAAUGUAUACAGUGGGACGUAAAGGGGAUUUCCCUGCUGCAGUCAGGAAAUUGUCACUGGCGUACCAGCCCCCUCUGUUGGUGAACUAAUAUCUUGAGCCAUGUGGCACUCCAUUGCAGGGUCUGUUUGCUCGACGGAGACAGCUGCUUCUCACCGAAGGACCACACCUGUACUAUGUAGAUCCUGUCAACAAGGUCUUAAAAGGGGAGAUUCCUUGGUCCCUAGAACUACGCCCUGAGGCCAAGAACUUCAAAACCUUCUUUGUUCACACGGUACAUGGCUGUUUGUUUCUGAUGUCCAGCAUGCUUUCCUGUAGCUGCUUGUUGAUACUUGCCCACUUUUUCAAUCUCUUCUCAUCAACGGUUUGUUUUUCAACAUCCUGUUUUUCUUUGAUAUUUGCAGCCUAACCGAACAUACUAUUUGAUGGACCCCAGCGGAAAUGCUGACAGAUGGUGUAAGAAGAUCCAGGAAGUGUGGAGAAAGAUCUAUCAAAGGCACCAAAACCCUGGUCUAUAGGAGCAUCUUUCCUCCUGUGGCCACUCCUCUUUAGCUCUGAGGCCAAUCACUGAGCAGAGUAACACCCUCUUUAGUGCCCUUCAUCACCGCAAUGUAAACAAACUCUUAGAGACGCUGGCAUCUAGACCUUGUUUGUUUUCCUGAGUAGAAACAUGGGGAAAAUACAACUUUGGAUUCAGGGUUGCUUUGCUUGUUCUUUGUGCUCUCUGUGAGGCUUCUAUUGCAUUUUUUCCAUGUAUGGAUGAUAAGACUGCCACCAUGCACAUCUGCUUUUUGUACAUUCAGCAGGAAGGGGAAGAGAAAAGGCAGACUUUUCCUGUAGGGUGACACAAGUUUGGGUACCACCAGGACUGUCUCAAAAGCAAGGACUGGUUUCCUGCUCAAAUGAUACAUAACACAAAAACUAGCUUUUGUGAACCAGAGCCUUUCCUGAUAUCUCAACUAAACCAUAUCCUACUCCUACAUUGUACGUGCAAGCUGUAGUCAGGUCCCACUUUUAACGCAAAUAUUCCAUAGUUGUAACAGAUACCGUAAGCUGAUUCAGUCUCACAUGUUUACCAUACUCAGAUCCUCCCUAUAUUUUGUCACAACCCAAAUGCUCCCAUGAUAUAAGAGUUUCUUGGUACUUGCUUACUGCAGUCCAGUUAAAGUGUCGAUGUAAGAAAGCAGAGUGAGACAUAGGUCUGAAUCAGUCUCUGUGUAAGUGUGAGCCUUCCAUUGCUGUUACUGAGGAGGUAUUGCUAACAGGGGGUGGGUAAACAUGCCACUAGCUUGUACUUCCUAAUCAUAACUUGCUUCUCUUUCCUGCAUGGCCAGUUUUGUAGCUCAGCCUUGUCCGCUUUUCUCUCCUAGGGCACUGGAGAUAUAGUUUAUACAAGUUUAAAGGUGGGUAUUUUUGACUGCAUUGGCAACCAUAGCGAUUGUUAUUGGAUGAUUUGGCUGUUCUGUACCAUUCACUGGCUAUUUCGUUGUGGUGUGAAUUCUUCGAUUUCUUUUUCUGUGGGAUAGUCGGCUCAUCUUCAGUAUGUCCUAUUGAAAAAAAUCUCAUGUGCUGACCACCCCAUGCUGAACAGAAAAACCUUCAUCCUAAGAGAUACAUACACAUACUAUCAUUCUCCGAAGCAAUCACAGUAAAGCUGUUGUCCCAGGACAAGAUGGCAGAACUGCCUCAUCGGGCUCAUCAGCCUAUCUUCUUUUAUUUUCAUUCUGACGUUUGGCCCAAUAGAAAUUAAAGCGAUUGAUUUAACUUGUGCUCUUGUUUUAGCAAUAUGUAUUAUCAUAAAGCUUUUAAUUUUUGUGACAUAUUACCUUCAGGUCCUUUCCAAAGGUCCUCUUCCUUCAGCUGAGUCUGUGUGUGCAGUGUGUGACUGGAGCAUAGGUGAAUAGGACCCUCUGGCCCUGGGGCCCGGGGCUCGAUGUGGUUGGAUGUCAGUUAAAGGAUAUCUAUCUGAUCCAAAUAACCGAUGAAAUUGCUGUAUCUGUCUAUAAAGUUGAGGAAAGCACUAGAGAAGUGUAUAUCCUCUAUUUAGAAAAUUUGUUUGAAUCAAGUCGAUGGCAGUCGGUUACAUUGUGUAUGAAAUACUCUACCUGGCUUGUAACUGACUAGAACUGUGAUGUACAGAUGAUGUAUUAUUAAAAUCUGAAGCAAGUAAUGCAAUGAUAUUAGGAUACAGUUUUUGUAUUUUUAUUCUUGUAUAAGGUUAUUUGAUGGCUAUUGUUUAGCCUCUAGUUCAUUCUGUGUUAUUUAAAUUCUAAUAUAUGAAUCAUAUUUGGAUUGAAGUCAUGUUCAGGGGCCAUGUUGUGUAUGUAUUGAGAUGUAAAGCCUUUGAAUGUGAAUAAUUAUUGUAAACUAUAAUAUUUUACAGCUUUUUUCUUACUAUAUCAUACAUUUUCUAUUUGCUCAGUGAUUUAAUCAUAUUCUGAUAAUUUAAUGAAUCUGUUCAUUCUCUCUCUGAUUAUUUGUGCGCUAGGUCAGUAGAUGUUGAAUGAUGAAUUUUCCACUUAAUGCUUGGUAGUCCAGUAAUUAAAGCAUGUAGGGAUUUAGGCAUACAAAUACAGUCAUGUGUCCUGUCUUCUGUUAACAGCCACAGUCAUGACACAGUGAAAGCAGCAGCAGCAUUCAGUGGCUAUGGCAUCUCACAUUUUGCAGCGUGUAAAUAAAGUAUCGGCCCAUUAUAAGUG
Molecule: messenger RNA, 10642 nt
Organism: Xyrichtys novacula (pearly razorfish)
Lineage: Eukaryota; Metazoa; Chordata; Actinopteri; Labriformes; Labridae
Source: the annotation of a GenBank genome assembly